Messenger RNA from Closterium sp. NIES-67, 3055 nucleotides. The record is from the annotation of a GenBank genome assembly. NCBI's taxonomy places the organism in Eukaryota, Viridiplantae, Streptophyta, Zygnematophyceae, Desmidiales, Closteriaceae.
CGGUUUCGUAGUAUCCUUCCCUUCAGCCCUGUCUUCUCUUGCUCACAAGUCAUUCCAUUCAGCAAUAAGAGGAAAUGGCAAUGCAGUUUUCAUGGCCCAAGUAGUCUCCUCUUUCUCCUCCAACCUGCAAAAGUUUUUCGUCACACCGAUUACGGCUCUGCGCAAUAGCUUAAAACUCGGCACUAUAGCUCCCGCACCGCCAUCCAUAGCUCUCGCCAAUAGGACCGCCGAGAGUGCGACGAAUCCGCCAGUCCCUCGUCGCCGAUCUCGCCCAGUAACAGUUACAGCUUCGACCAACGGUACUGAACAAGAAAGCUCGGAGGAUCCCAAGGCGUCGAGCAUGGCGAACACCAAAAACGGGUUGGCGAGAAAAGGAACAUUUCGCUCAGAUUAUGGAUACAGAGCUUCCCCCGACAUGGCAGCCGCGCGCGCAGAGCCACUGCUGCCGCGCGAGCGGAGCGAGUGCAACCUGCAGGGCGGGCACGAGCAGCAUCUGCACCACCACCACCACGGCUUCGGAGAUAAAACCAUCACGUUCUGGGGGUCGUGCGUUUUGAACUUCAAUAAUAUCACGGGACCAGCCGUGGUGGUUCUGCCUCUGCUAUACGCACAAGCGGGGUGGUUCCUCCCAACCGCCGGGCUCACGCUCAUGUGGCUGUUUUCGUCGUUUGCGGCGACGAUGAUGUGCGAGGCGCAGCAGCGAAUUCCCGGUAACAAGGGCUUCGCUAGGCGCUUCGAGUACUGCACGCUCGUGCGGCACUAUUUCGGCGAUCGGUGGUACGCGCUCGCACAGAUCGGGUUCAACGCGGGACUGUUGGCUUCAAAUAUCGCCUCCAUGAUUGUCACUUCUCAGGUCCUAGACUCAGUGGUCUACCGCCUAGCCGGCACCUCCUAUGGGAUGGACUACAGCCACUGGCCGCCUUCCUUUGUGGAGUCGCUGGCAACCGGCGGGGCGGGAGGGAACGUGUGCGCGUGGGGGACGACGAGUAGCGGUGACUGCAACCGAUCGGUGAUCUCCCUAGGAUUCGUCCUGGCAAUGACGGUCUGCAUCCCCUUCGCCCGCCUGAACCUGGAUGACAACAUGGGCUUCCAGUGGCUAUCCAUGCUGGCUCAGCUGCUCUUCUCCUUUGAGUUCGCCGCCCAGUUCAUCUCCAACCUCCUCCCCGGCUCCCCCAACUACUGCGCUGGCAACGGGCCCGGCAGAACCCCCUUUCUCGGCCUUGAUAUAAGCCAGGUGCUAGGAGUGUGUGUGUUUGCAUACUCUUACGUCAGCACCAUCCCCUCGUGGGCCAAUGAGAAGAAGCCAGGUGUCAACGUCAACAGGGCCAUUUGGCUGCCUGCUUCCGUCGGCUGCGCCCUCAACAUCCUCCUUGGCCUGCUAGGAGCGUGGGCGUUCAAGCUGGUGGACGACGCGGGCCACCCAUUCAAAGGCACCGACAACAUGCUCAACAUGCUGGAUGGGCAGGCGGAUGCCGCCACCAUGUGCGGCCACCCCCAUGUCUCCCCAGCCACCGAGUUCUCAGUGUACAUGUGGGGCUUCUUUGGCUACAUCCCGGGGAUCCCCAUCCUCGCAAUCAUGGUCCGCUACAACCUGCAGUCCUCGGGGCUCUUCUCCGACUCGGCGGCCUUCUUCUGGGCGGUUGUAGCGCCCUGGAUACUAACGGCCUUCUUCUAUCAAGCUGAGAUGCUAGUUCAGUUCUGCAACUGGGUGGCCAUCAUCUGUCAAGGCUUCAUCAACCUGGUCGUGCCAGCGCUGCUCUUCCGCGCAGCCCUCAUCACCUACCCCACCCCCGAAGAGCUCGAAGGCCGAGGCUACCUCCUCGUUUCCCCCCAUCCCUCCUCCCACCCCUCCUCCCAUCCCUCCUCCACCUCCCCUCCUUCCUUCACCCCUCCUCCAUCCUCCACCCCGCUUCGCACCACCUCCAGCACGGAUAGAAGCCUCGUGGGGCUGAUUCACACGGUGAUUGCCGCUCUUUCCCCCUCCCACUCCUCUGCUUCUUCUGACGCAGCUGCUGCUGUUAUGGGGAGUGACAUGGAGGGGGCAGGUGCUUAUAAGCAGAUGCCUGACAGUGCUGCUGGGGAGGCUGGGAAGGAAGGGGAUGUGCUUGUAGAGGGGGCUCAGGUGGUUGAUUCGGAGAGUGACAGUGGGAGUGUGAGUGAGGAAGGGGGGAGUGAGACAGACCCCCUUACUGCUACUGCUGCUGCUACAGCCGCUGCCACCACCACUACCACUACCACCACCACCACGGCUGCUGCUGCUGCUGCUGCCGCUGCUGCAGCAGUAGCUGUAGACGUUGAUAGGAACAGAGAGGCAGCUCAACGGCAGGCAACUAUCAGAACAGGAGGAGCAGGAGCAGGAGCAGGAGCAGGAGCAGCAGGAGCAGCAGGAGCAGCGGGAGCGGCAGUGACUCUGAUUGGUCCAGGUCAGAAGGUGUUUGUGGAGCCACCUGUGCAGGCAGUGCCCACGUGGCUGCGUGUGGACCCCUUGGUGUUUGCCAACGCGAUGGCGUGGACCCUAGGGUCCCUGGUGGCCGCCAGCAUCGCCCUCACACUGCUAUCGCCCUAGCUACAACCCUUACAGCCAUUUCAGCUGCUACAGCCGUUGCAGCCACAACAGCCGUUGCAGCCGCUACAGCUGGUACAGCCUCACGUUCCAAGACCCCCCCCACUCUGCUGGUGAUACUACUCGUGGGCGUUAAGAACUGCCACAUGGGCGAUACCAACUGCCAAGUGGGCGUUUCCAACUGCCAAGUGGGCUUUGCCAACUGCCACUGGAGGAACUGUUUGUGCGGCAGACAGGCUCCCAUUCUCCAAACACGUGGUUGUCUUACCACACAUACUACGUAGUACCGGUGCCCAUCAACUAACACGCCUUCCCCGCGCUUAGAUAAGAGGGUUGGGUUGGGUUCACUUGCAGUAGGUGGUGUUUCUUCGUCAAUUGCUUGGUCAGCCUUGUAACGCGACUACAGAUGUGCUUGCUCAGCACGCUUUUGCUUAUGAUGAUGGAAUGGAAUUCUGGAAAUGCAGUUAUAAAAGUUGAAAUUUCGAGGAAGUU